CGAAGGCGCCGAGACGAUCGCGUACGGAGAGCUGUGGAGCAAGAAGUCUUCUCGUCGCGGUGUGGCUGCCGGUCGCCUCCCUUCGCAGCGCAGCGGUUUGUCAAGCGCAUGUUUGCGCGCUGGUAUAAAGCGCAAUGGGCGGGCUCUGGGACUGGCAGGACAAGGCCGGGCAGCCCUCCCAUUCUCCCGUUUCCCUUUUUUUGUUCGUUCCCUUUUCUUCCUGCCAGAACCCGCUCUAGACGAUGGCCGGGGCAUCUUCCAUCACAGCGAGCUCUGGCAGCUCCCCUGCUGCCGUGCAGCCUUCUGGCACUCGUUCCGGCAAUGUGGGCGCGCGUGUGCGCGACACGACCAAGAAAGUGGUCAAGCAUCUUGUCAAGCACACCGGCACGGGCAUUGUUUGCGCUGUGGCGUAUUUUGACCCAGGAAACUGGGGUGUCGAUUUGCAGGCUGGGUCUGAGUUUGGGUACAAGCUCUUGUUCGUCGUUCUACUGGCGGGCUUGAUUGCUGUCUUCAUGCAGUGUCUGGCUUCGCGCCUCGGAGUCGUGACUGGACUCGACCUGGCAGCCCACUGCCGCCUCCUCUUGCACAGCCGACCAAACCACACUCGUUUUUGGCGGUGGGCUGUUCUCUAUCCGCUCUACGCUCUUUCGGAAAUCGCCAUCAUCGCUACCGACCUCGCCGAGCUCCUGGGUUCUGCUAUCGCGCUCAAUCUUAUGUACCCCUCUCUGCCGCUAUAUGCAGGCGUUGUUCUCACCGCGCUAGACGUGCUUUUUUUGCUUGCCAUGAAGGACCCGCUUUCAGGGUCGCCGGUGAAGCCUUUUGAAAUUAUCAUUGCCAUUAUGGUCUUCACCGUGCUCAUUUGUAUGGGAGUUAUUGUCUCAAAGGCCAGCGUACACUGGGGAGAUGCAUUCGAUGGCUUCGUCCCGUCGAGUGCCCUGGUUAGCCCGGGUGGUCUCUACACCGCUAUCGGCAUUCUCGGUGCAACCGUGAUGCCACAUAGCCUCUUCCUCGGCUCCGCUCUCGCCACGCAGGAGCGCGAGCCAGAAGAGGAGGAACUGAACGAGAAGUGGGAGAGCAGUUCGACGCUCGCCUCCACGGUCGCCGAUAAGGCCCGCUCGUUCGUCGCGAACGUCAAGGCGGGGUUCUCGCGCGAGAGCCUUGUGCGCGGCACGAAGGAGGCAUUCCGCAUGGGCCGCGUCGAGGAGGAGGACCACCCCAUUAGGAGCCACGCCGAGCACGAGAACCACUCGCUUGGCUUUGUGCGCAGGCAUCUGACCCACGGCGUUGUGGAUAUGGUUGUUAGCUUGUUGGGGUUGGCGCUCGUGGUUAAUGCUCUGAUCGUCAUCCUGGCCAGCGCUGUCUUCUUUUAUGGCCCCAAUGGAGGACCGAGCAAUGGACCUGCCACUUUGUUUGAUGCCUACGACCUGCUAGUUGGCAGACUGGGCAAAGCCGCCGCGGGCUUGUUUGCGCUCGCGCUGCUUGCCGCUGGGCAGAGCUCGUCUAUUGUUGCUACGCUCGCUGGUCAGGUCAUCUCCGAGGGCUUCAUCAGGUGGAAAGUCUCCCCCGUACUCCGUCGUCUGCUCACUCGUUGCUUGGGUCUGAUCCCCUCCGUCAUCGUCGCGGCAGCGCUCGGGCGCGCCGGCGUCAGCACACUCCUCGUCAUCUCGCAGGUUGUGCUCUCCAUCGUGCUCCCGUUCAUCAUCUUCCCCCUGCUCUGGCUCUGUUCCUCCAAGGACGUGAUGAGCGUCAAGCGCACGAUCACGAGCACGAAGCACUUCAAGAACGCCUCGCAGUCGAGCUCGUCGACGGCGUCGAGCGUGCCGGGGAUGUGGACUCACAUCGACGUGAACAACCCGACGCGGUCGAUCGAUGAGGUGGACUCGCAGGCGGCGGAGGAGGACGCGCGCGGGAGUGGAAACGCGCUGAGGACCGUGGACGUGGAGGCGGCGGAGGAGAAGGUGGACUUCUCGAUGGGGAUCGUCGCGAAGGUGUUUGGGUGGUCGAUGUGGCUGCUGAUCGUGCUCGCGAACGGGUAUGCGAUCGUCACUCUCGCGCUGGGCGAGAACUGAGUACGGAGCCUCCGGGACGGCGCUCCCGGGGUGCUUUCGCAAAAGAUAAUGCUGUGUUCGCUUUCGCGCGUGGAGGUUCUGUGCGCGGACGUUGUUUUCCGGCGGACAUUCGCUUCUAUCUGUGCCCUAGAGGCUCGUGUAUCACUUUAGUCGCUCCUCGGACACUUUCGCGAGCUGUAUUUGUACUGCCCAUCGCCCUUCGCUAUCGACGUUCUCUUCAGUGGG
Rhodofomes roseus is the source of this 2294-nucleotide messenger RNA. Its product is annotated as smf Mn2+ and Fe2+ transporter-like protein. The transcript is spliced from 8 exons. The record is from RefSeq and is a predicted model, not a curated record. Gene Ontology annotation, cellular component: membrane. Lineage: Eukaryota; Fungi; Basidiomycota; Agaricomycetes; Polyporales; Fomitopsidaceae. Bases 243 to 2069 code for a protein of 608 amino acids. Gene Ontology annotation, molecular function: cadmium ion transmembrane transporter activity; manganese ion transmembrane transporter activity. Gene Ontology annotation, biological process: iron ion transport; intracellular manganese ion homeostasis.